AUGGAAAGUCCACAACAACGACUACAACUACGACAACGGCCACGACAACAACGACGACCACGACAACAACGACAACAACGACAACAACUACGACAACGACAACGACUACAACAACAACUACGACAACGACGACAACCACCACGACAACAACGACAACGACAGCGACCACAACCACGACCACGACAACAACUACGACAACAAUAA
Molecule: messenger RNA, 204 nt
Organism: Rotaria sp. Silwood1
Lineage: Eukaryota; Metazoa; Rotifera; Eurotatoria; Philodinida; Philodinidae
Source: the annotation of a GenBank genome assembly